AUGUUGUUGUAUACUCGAUUAGCUCCACCAAAAAUUCCAAAGCGCCGUUCUAGAGCUGGAUGUAACUAUUGCAAAGAAAAGAAGAAGAAGUGCGAUGAAAUCAGACCUAUAUGCAGUCGCUGCCAGGACCAUGGGCAGAGCUGUAUAUAUGAGCCUAUUAAGCCGCGCCAACGGCGGAGGCAAGAUUCUUUCGACGACUCAUCAGUGAAUGCACUUUCCUCUGUGGUUUUGGAAAACAAUACGCUAUCUCGAGCCGCCCAGAAACGAAUGUCUUUUGAGCAAUGGGAAGAUGCUCUUCUGUGGUGCUCCGACACAUAUCUCGGCAAUGAUCUCACCGUGGAUGGCCGCAUGCAGCAGCCGACUUUAGCUAAAUACGGUGAAGAUGUUGCGGAUGAGAUAUUUACGACAUGGGCCCCUAACACAAUAGAAAACGAUGGCUGUUUGGAUAUCACCGGGCUGGAUUUCGAUGCGGUCACGAGCCCUGCAAAGCAGGAGACGGAGCAUGACGAUGCCGAUGACGAUGACGACAACCAAACCAUCACCCUCAUCGACGAUGAAGCUUCCAACUCUAACCCGCACAAUUCUUCUCUCGCAGUGGUCGCCUCCACAUCGACUGCACCUUCUUUCCCCGCCAUCGAACUUGUAAUGCCCGCCUUUGCCGAAUUUUCUCGACAGACAAAUAGACGAGCGCUGAUUGAUCACUUCGCCAAUGUGCUAUCUCAUCUCAUUGUCCUACGUGAAGACGAAGGCAAUCCGUUUCAGCAGCUUGUUUUACCAUUAUGCCAAAAGAGUCCAGUUGUUUUAAACGCUGUUUUUGCACUGGCUAGUGCUCACAUGGAACACCGAGGCGUACGAAACAACGAGAAGAGCAUCCACUUCCACAACCAUGCCAUCCGUGGGCUGUCUUCUCUGAUAGCAAAGGGGUGUGAUUCAAGAAGAAAUGAAUUAUUAGCUGCCAUCAUCCUGUUAAUUUAUUAUGAGGUGCUGGUUCAAACUGGCCGCUCUAAUAUCGUCGACGGACACCUGCGAGGUGCUGUAGCUAUUAUGUACAAUAGCCAAGCAAUGUCUGAUCCAACCGCAGUUUUCUUAGAACGAGCCUUCCGGUUCUAUGACGUUAUCACAGCACUAUCCUUUGGCUCUACCCCAAUCCUGCCCGCACCAGACAGCGGAAAUUUUGCUCCAUUCCCUCCCGUUGACUGCCGUGGUGCUACAGUCUCCGCAGGAGCUGAUGCACUACUUGGAAUGGCUACUUCUUUAUGGCCCAUUAUACACCGACUCUCGACUCUAGGCGACUUGAAGCAAGAACUCCAUUUGGCUGAGCUACGAGGCGAUGCUUCAAACAUAGCAAUACUUCGAACGGAAUUUGCGACGACGGCUUCUGCAGUGGAGCUUGCUCUACAGGAGUGGGCUCUUCCACCAGAGGAAUCUUCGCCAAACGAGGAAGAAAAUGUCACCACAGCCAGCAAGCGUAUGCAGAGCAUUGUAAACAGCGCAAUGGCAUAUCGACAUUCUGGAUUUGUUUACCUUUACCGAACCAUCUACGGCCGUUCUCGGCGGCAUGCCGUUGUGCAACGCCACACGCACAUCAGCCUUCUCCAUUGUAUUGGAACCGUGAAUAACGAAGGACCCAUGGGCGCUCUGCUUUGGCCACUCUUUGUGGCCUCGUGUGAGGCGAUUGAUCCGGUGGACCGAGAGAUGUCCCGACAAGCAUUUGCGGCUGUUGGGCAGCGACAGGGAAUGACCAAUAUCGAGCGAGCAAGGUGUAUAGUGGAGGAAGUUUGGAGACGAGCGGACAAUGGCGAAGAUAUCGAAGAGGAAAUAAUACAUGUUGAUGAGCGAAAGAAGGAUUUAUGGAGGAGAGUCAGCGAAGAUAUGGGGGUAUCGGUUGUCUUUGGAUAG
Molecule: messenger RNA, 1899 nt
Organism: Trichoderma asperellum CBS 433.97
Lineage: Eukaryota; Fungi; Ascomycota; Sordariomycetes; Hypocreales; Hypocreaceae
Biological process (GO): positive regulation of transcription by RNA polymerase II
Cellular component (GO): nucleus
Molecular function (GO): DNA-binding transcription factor activity; transcription cis-regulatory region binding
Source: RefSeq, a predicted model, not a curated record